AUGGGUAAUCAGGCCAUGGCAAGUCCCGACCCGACUAUUGCCAGUAAAACAGCUGCGGAGGCCGAGAGAGCUGUUAUUUCUUCCUCAACAGAUCGAGCAUGGUACCAUCAGCCUCAUCUGGUGUACCUGAACUACAUCAUUAUCUCCCUGGUUCUCUUUUCUUCGGCCAAUGGGUACGAUGGAUCUCUCAUGAAUGGCCUGCAAGCCUUGGAUCAGUGGAACCUCUUCAUGGACUAUCCGACCGGCGCCAAACUCGGAUGGAUCAAUGCAAUCAGUCUGCUAGGCUCGGGGGUGGCGUCCCCUGGUGCCGCCUGGGUCGCUAACCGGUUCGGACGCAAGCCCGGAAUCUACGGGGGUUAUAUUUUUUUUGAUACUCGGCUCGGUGCUGCAGACCGCCUCUCCGAACGCGACAGCCUUCUUGCUGGCCCGUCUAUCCCGCAUCCCAGCUACCGUGGCCUCGUGAACUCGCUGUUUAUGACCGGAUGGUAUGUCGGGGGUAGCGUUUCUGGAUGGGUUAUAUUUGCCGUCCGAACAUAUUCCUCCUCGUGGUCUUGGCGCCUUCCAUCGCUGCUGCAGGCUCUUCUCCCAGUUGUUGCCUUGCCAGGGCUCCUCCUCGCUCCAGAGAGUCCUCGAUGGCUCAUAUCGCAGGGUCGCGAGGACGAGGCGUACGCCAUUCUGAUGCGGUACCAUGCAGCUGGCCGUCGCUCAUCCUUGGUCGAUGCCGAAUUCCAGGAGAUCCGCGCGACGAUUCGAGCCGAGCAAGACGCUCACGGGGGCGCGAGUUACGCGGAGAUGUUCAGUACACCAGGAAAUCGUCAUCGACUGAUAAUCUCCCUCAGCUUGGGGUUUUUCGCCCAGUGGGUCGGCAACGGUGUCAUCUCAUACUAUCUCGCUCUUAUCCUAGAUACAGUCGGAGUGACCAGCGUCAGAGAUCAGACACUCAUAUCGGCCUUCCUGCAGAUGUGGAAUCUCCUGUUUGCCGUUGUAGGUUCGCUGCUGAUUGACCGAUUCGGGCGACGUCCACUGUUCCUUUCAUCAGCCAUGAUCAUGCUCGUCAGUUAUGUUCUCGUCACGGCGCUGUCGGGUUCUUUCGCAAUGACUCGUCAUGCAGCUACGGGGGGCGCGGUCAUACCAUUCCUCUUCAUCUUUUUUGCUGGUUAUGGCGUUGCUCUAACUCCAUUGCUCACGGCGUAUCCGUGCGAAAUCUGGUCUUUCCGUCUUCGAUCCCGAGGUCUGGCCGUGACGUGGAUGUCCACUGUCUGUGCCUCGUUUUUCAAUAUUUUCGUCAACCCAAUCGCCCUGGAGGCUAUUGCAUGGAAGUAUUACUUGAUCUUUGUCGCGGUCCUGCUGCUGUUUGGUGUCACCGCGUAUUUUCUGUACCCGGAAACCAAGGGCUACACGCUGGAACAAAUCGCCGUUAUCUUCGAUGGACGGACGAACCCAUUGGAUGAUAUCGAAACAGAACCGAAAUCACUUGAUACCGCUGAGGAUUCAAAGGGCGUUACGUUGGCGAUACACCAAGAGACUACCUAG
This is a messenger RNA of Aspergillus udagawae, 1533 nucleotides long. RefSeq lists its product as uncharacterized. Gene Ontology annotation, biological process: transmembrane transport; carbohydrate transport. NCBI's taxonomy places the organism in Eukaryota, Fungi, Ascomycota, Eurotiomycetes, Eurotiales, Aspergillaceae. Gene Ontology annotation, molecular function: carbohydrate:proton symporter activity. The coding region runs from base 1 to 1533 and encodes 510 amino acids. The transcript has 3 exons. The record is from RefSeq and is a predicted model, not a curated record. Gene Ontology annotation, cellular component: membrane.